Calidris pugnax (ruff) is the source of this 6723-nucleotide messenger RNA. RefSeq names its product Rho/Rac guanine nucleotide exchange factor 18 (gene ARHGEF18). The coding region runs from base 44 to 4795 and encodes 1583 amino acids. Gene Ontology annotation, molecular function: guanyl-nucleotide exchange factor activity. The record is from RefSeq and is a predicted model, not a curated record. Lineage: Eukaryota; Metazoa; Chordata; Aves; Charadriiformes; Scolopacidae. Gene Ontology annotation, biological process: small GTPase-mediated signal transduction. The transcript has 31 exons.
UCUCCUCUCCUGCUCGGGGUUUUACCUUCCACGGGGCUUCCAAAUGUCAGACUCCCUGCUCAACCACUCCUGGCCGUCGUUUUCCAAGCGCUGGAAGAAGAGAUGGUCCUUUAAGCGAGGAUCCGACUGCAAGCCACGCUUACGGGAAUUCACUGACCACAGCAACCCUGCUUUGGAGUAUCCCAACCCCAAAAGCUUCCUCCCGUCCCUGAUAGCUGAGGAUGACACCUUCUGCACCAGUAUGGCUGAAGAAAAGGAGGACUCAUCUUCCAUGGAGUUGGAUGUCCCAGCAGCAGACAUGCACAGCAGCACAGAGGAUCUCCUCUCAGACUCUGCUCUCCACGGGUCGGAGUAUUACAGAGACCUGGGACUCCUGAGCCCACCAGUUGCCAAAACAGCACCAGAGGCGGCAGCGCAGCCAGAACAAGCAGCGCAGGCUGUGUCUGCUGUCCGCUUAUUGGAGGAGAGACCAAGGGCUCUGAGCAAAAUGUCUGUGGAUGUUGCUUUUUCCAACCCUGUUUCCUCCUCGGUACGUUACGGCGAGGCCGACUGCCGCUUUCUGAACAAAGGCCACGUUUGCUCCUGCGCAACGGUGCCAGAAGAUGGUACCAGCACUUCUGAGUGUCCUGCAGAGGCAGACAAAGAGCUGGACCUGCAGGAGGCCAAAGACUUCUUCCCCACGCUGGUGAGAUCCAUGUCUACCUCUCGGAGGCACAGCUGGGAGAGCCCUUUGUCACCCGUGGACUGCAAGCGCAGGUUCAGCCUGGAUACCACAGAGAUGGGCAGCGACCCAGAGCAGGAGGAUGUGGAGAAGGGGAGCCAGUCCUGCCCGCCGCCUCGUGUGUCCCUUCAGCUGCCCAAAGGGGAACUGGAAAGCUGGCGAGGGGGUGGCAUGGUGAUCAAAGUGGAGAUAGAGCCAUUGCACCCCAACCUCACUGUCAGCCCCGGCUCGGAGGAGGCGGAACGUGGCAGCAAUGGGAAGAGACUGAGGUCAAAGUCUGUCCCAUCAGCCUGUGAGACAGUUGCCUCCCCUCAGAUACCCUGCAGUUUUGACACUUCUCUUCCAGCCGUGGAAGGUGUUGAACCCCCUGCUCUGGAGAUGCUGGAGAAGGACCACGUGUCCCCAGACCACGUGCUAAUUGUCCAGCAGGUACUUCAGGAGCUGAAACAAUAUCAUGGGGCGAAGCAGGGAGUUUGUGUGCCAGAAGGCAGCGAUUCUUCCCAGCAGAACCUCACCUGGUUUGAGUUCCUGUCCAACGAAAAUGAGGACAGUGGAAAGACUGAUAAAGCAGAGAAAGGCACAAAGGUGAUGCGACGCCUGAGUUCCCUGCGGAGCCGAGUCACUGGGUCCUGGCAGAAGGAUAAGGGUAAGAACAAAGAGCAGCCAAAAGAGAGAGAGAAGGAGAAAGAGACAAAGGAGCCAAAAGAGAGAUGGAAAGAGAUCAAUGGGCACCAGCUCGUGCCAGGGGUUUUCUCCAGUUGCACCAGCUGCUCCCUGUGUGCCAAACCCCUUGUGAAUAAAAGUGGUCUGCAGUGCCUGAAUUGUGCAGUGAAUGUCCAUAAGAACUGCAGGAGUUUACUGGCUGAAUGCAGCAGCAUCAGACCCAAGCAGAGAGAUUUGCAGCACAGACCUUCUGGAUCUCCACAGAGUUCGCCCCAGUGCAUUUCCCCAGCAGCUUCUCUGAAGGAGCAGCCCCGAAGUCUUCUCCUGGGACCGGAUGGCACCCCAGUACUCUCACGGAAUCUCGGUAUGACUAUCGCCCAAAGAGGAAAUUCUCAGUCUUCGUUGAAUACUGCUGGAGCUGUUAAUAAAUUUGGACUAAUUUCAGGAGACAUGGAUGAAGGGGAUUCAGGCUUUAUAAAAUUUAAGCAGACUUCAGAUGAUGUUGUCUCGCUUGCACCUUCAACAGCAGACUCCAUUUUUCUGGAAGAUGCAUAUUCUGUAUCCCUCCGAAGUGAAAUAGAAACGGAUGCUCAUGAGUUUGAGGCAGAGUCUUGGAGUGUUGCAGUGGAACAGGCAUACGCAGAAAGGCAAAAGAAAGAUGUUAGAAAAAGGCAAGAUGUCAUUUAUGAACUAAUGCAGACUGAAAUGCACCACGUUAGGACGCUGAAAAUAAUGCUGAAGGUGUAUUCCAAAGCCAUGCGAGAGGAACUGCAGUUCCCAAAUGCUGUCAUCAACAAGCUCUUCCCCUGUGUGGAUGAGCUGCUGGACCUGCACGGGCAAUUUCUGCUCCAGUUAAAGGAGCGCCGAAAGGAAUCCUUGGAAGAAGGGAGCGACCGGAAUUAUAUAAUCCAGAACAUUGGAGACCUCUUGGUAAAACAGUUUUCAGGUGAAAAUGGGGAGAGAAUGAAAGAAAAAUACGGUGUGUUCUGUUGUGGACACAAUGAAGCUGUUAGUCACUAUAAAGACCUGCUCCAAAGCAAUAAGAAGUUCCAGAACUUAAUAAAGAAAAUUGGCAACUGUUCCAUUGUGAGGAGACUUGGUGUCCAGGAGUGUAUCCUUCUCGUUACCCAGCGCAUCACCAAGUACCCGGUCUUGGUAGAACGUAUUAUCCAGAAUACAGAAGCUGGAACUAGAGAUUAUGAAGAGCUCACCCAGGCCCUUAGUUUAAUUAAGGAUGCAAUCACUCAUGUAGAUGCCAUGGUAAAUGAGUGUGAGAAAGGGCAGCGCCUUAAAGAAAUUAUGCAUAAAAUGGACCAAAAAUCAACUGGGAAAUGCAAGAAUGGGCUUUUCUUCCGGAAGGAUGACAUGGGACAGAGGCGGCUUCUGCUGGACGGGAUGCUCUACUGGAAAGCUGCAUCAGGGCGACUCAAAGAUAUUCUGGCAGUCCUGUUAAAUGAUGUACUGUUGCUUUUACAAGAAAAGGACCAAAAAUACACAUUUGCAUCAGUGGACUCUAAACCACCAGUUAUCUCAUUGCAAAAGCUGAUUGUGAGAGAGGUAGCUAAUGAGGAAAAGGCAAUGUUCUUAAUUAGCGCUUCCUUAAAAGGACCAGAAAUGUAUGAAAUCCACACAAGUUCAAAAGAGGAGAGGAAUUCCUGGAUGGCACACAUCCGCAGAGCUGUGGAAAGCUGUCCUGAUGAAGAAGGAGGAACAUUUAAUGAACCUGAAGCAGAGAGGAGGCUGGCUGAAGCCAGAGCUGCUAAGUUAAGAGAGUUUCAAGAGCGUUUGAACAUGAAAGACGACCUGAUUCUGCAAAGUCUAACCGAGAAGCAGCAGAUUUAUCUAGAAAUGUCUGAAAUGAGUGGGUUUGAAGACCAUUCCCAAGGAUCCCGAUCCAAGCUACUUCUGCGGGGGGAUACCUCCGAAAAUCUGCAAGGAGAGGCAAUACUGAAGUCUGCAGUGACAGAAGCUGAAAAUCUCCAGAACCUUAUUGUCACUCACUUUGGCAAUGGAUCCUCUCAGCCUGAGGAUGGCUCUGGGUCGGGACUCGCCAGGAGAGCAGAGACCUUUGGAGGAUACGACAGUAGUCCCUCAGUUUCAAAUAAAAGUGGUAGUUUUAGGAAGAACAGUGGUGGUGACCAGAGACAGUGGGACUGGAGAGGCCCAGCAGUAAGUUCAGAUGUGCAGCUCCAUGACCUCCCUUCUGACACGGAAGAAGGAUCUCAAACCAGUGAUGCAACGAGGCUGGAUGACAGCAGUGGUUCUCAGCCCACCAUAGAGUCUCAGCUGGUCCAGAGGAUCCAAACGCUGUUACAGUUGCUCUUCAGUCUUCAGGCAGUGAUAUCUCAGCAGGACAGCUACAUCGAGAUGCAACGAGCCACCAUGGUAGACCGGGAGAAGCAAUAUCGGCUGCAGUCUACGCGGGGCAACCUGCUGCUGGAGCAGGAGAAACAGAGGAACUUUGAGAAGCAGAGAGAAGAAAUGAUGAACGUACAGAAACUCCAGAACCAGCUGAAGCUGGAGCAGCAGCGCCUGGAGCGGGACAGGAGUCGGCAGCAGCGGGAGUUUGAAAGCACAGAAGCUCGGCUGCAGGAGCGCGAGGAGGAGACUCGGCAGCUGAGAGGGAAGUUGAACCAGGAGAGAGAAGAACUUGAGAGGCAGCGAGAGGCCUAUCAGCACGACCUGGAGAGGCUGAGGGAGGCUCAGAGGGCAGUGGAGAAAGAGAAGGAGCGUCUCGAUCAGCUAAGGAAGCUGAAGAAGCAGAACACGGUGUCGGGCACGUUCUCCCCAGAAAUGGGACAGAACCUACUAAGUCAUUCCAUGAGCUUCAAUGGAGAAGGGGUGGAAUCAUCUCUACCCAUCUCCAAAACCUCUGUGAGAGUGAGUGUCUCUGGGCUGGAUUACCUGGAAAGGCCAGACUUGGUUCGGAGGGACAGUACCACCCUGGAGAAUCGGCCGGUUCUUGCUCUGAAGAAUGAAGUGCCAAUACAUCUCCUGAGUGCAACUAAUCAGAUCCAGAAACCAGCUGCUGUCCAGCAGCAGAUUCCUACAAAACUGGCCACUUUCACAAAAGGAAGCAAAGAGAAAGGUGGGAAGAACAAAGCAUCUCAUAGGACAGACAGCUCAGCAUCUGUUGAUCAGAAGCAGCUGCUUCCCCCCUGGCUCGUCGCUCGAGAGGAGGGUGUCCUGAGAGGCCGACGAUCAGCGAGUCCGGUCCUCCCAAGCAGCCAGACCCCUGCGUUCCAGCCAGAAUUGUAUGGCCCUACAGAUGCUCAGCCAGAAGCACCUUCAUCUGCCUCAGCGAACCUAUUCAAGCCCAAUAACGUUCACGUUCAGACCCUGGUGACCUCUCCGCCGAGUCUGUUGAAUGUGCAAGAUGAUACCAGCAAAGAAGAUGUGAUUUUCUUCUAAUUCUUUCCAUUUAAAGAUUAAUCUGCUGAUAGACUGUUCCAAGAACUCAGGCCGCAGUGUUCAACGCGACAGAGACCUGACGUGGGUGUCUCUUCAUCCCUGCCCUGUUGCUUCUCGCGAGGACCAGACCAGGAUUCUUUGUUCUACUUUGUUGGCUCCUCUGCCAGCAGCUCAGAAUGAGGGCACAGCAGUAACAAUUUGCUUUUAAAUCCUCCAAACACGGAAAUGUAUUGACACAUGGCAUGGGUAUAUAAAUUCAGAGCGUAUUGAAAUGCUGCCACUGAUUGUAAUUUGCUCUUUUUAGAGAAUGUACACUCUUGGUGGGUCCUGUCUUAUAAAUUGUUAUAGGUGAUGGUUGAACCGCCCAGAUUUUUACGUAAAAAGGUUUAGUAGGCCUCAAAAUGGCUGUGAAUUUUAAAAUCCAUUCUCACAGGUUCAUGGUUGGUGAUGGCUAACAGUGUGUUGAUAAUUAGUUGACUACCAAGCCAGUCUCCUUACAGCCAGAUGUGACAGACACCGCGAUCCCGCUCAGAGCAGGCAGAGUUUCACUGUUUCUUCAGUGAAUUCAGUGGAGCACGUGCUGGGUGGCCAGGUAUGGUGGAAGAGAGAAGGUAAGCUUCUUAACGGCGUCUUCAGGGGUGAGGAGCUCCACCUGCCUCUGGAUGGAAGGGCUGGACAUGUGAAAAUGCACGAUGGAGAUGAAGAGUUGGACUAAAUGCACAUUUCAUUGGCCAUCAGCUCACACUGGGGUCCCUGUCUCCUUGGGUUGGCUUUCCACGUUGGUGAGAGCAGAACAGGUUCCCAAGCGAAACUCCGAAUGGACUUAAGAGACUUGGAUUUUGUCCUUUGCUGAAGACGUGUAGGAGAAGCGUUUGAAUGCAGUAAUUUAUUGUCUCGUUUAAUCCUAAAUUUUCUGCAUCUUUUUGUUUGUCUGUGAACUCAUUGGGACUUUGCUCCAAGUACCAGAAGAUAUCAAAGCUGCUGUUAACUGCAGAGGCUUCUCUGCAGCACUGUGUUAGGAAUGAAGGGAAUAAGAACUGUUUGGUUUUAAAAUUGAAAAAAAAAAAAAAAAAAAAAAAAAAAAAUUCCUCUUAGCUAAACCUGUGUUGGUUUAGCUGCUUAUGGCUAAACCAGCUUUGAUACCUCUCGUUAAAUGGGUCAGUUCUUAAUCGUGGAAUGGUGAUGACAUUAAGUGUUCUGCUCGAAAGGCAUUAUUUCCCUUUGUAGUAAUUUGCACAGUCUUUUUGUUGUGUUCUGUUACUUCCCUCUGUGUCUCUAUCACACACAUCACCGAAGGAUGUAUAUUCCCCUAUAUGUUGAAUGUGACUGGUCAGAUAUAUUGUGCACAGGAGAGAUUGUUUGGAGGGUAUUAUUCCAGAAUUAAAGAAAUCAGUAUCUCGGAGCUUAAGAACUUGGGUUAAUAGCUUUCUGAACAUGAUAAUGGCUUCUUUUAUAUCUUUAACCCUGAGUUAAAGUGAUUUUUGGCACUGGUGGAUGGGAUGCCUGGUCAGUUCUCCAUCCAGUCGCGUAGCGAUGGCAGUUUGUCAAUCUCUUCAAACCACUGUUGCUGUCUCAGUGGCAAAGAAAUUGAAAAAUCCAGAUUUACUGGUCAGUGUGAGAAGGAAAAGAUAAGCUACAAAAUACUUGGUUGGUUUUAUGGAGCAAGAGCUCCUUGCUGUAAUGCUCUGUGAAUUGAAGGGUGGUUGUCUUCAAGUGGUGUUGGCAUAAACCUGAAGCGGCGGCGCUGAGCUGAGUGAGAGGAAAACUCCAAACCAGAGUGGUGAUACUCCCCCAAAAAAUGAUUACUGUGAAACUGGGCACGCGUCGCUACGAUACCAAAGGACUGUUUGGUAAAUCCUCAGCACUGCAGAAUUUCUGCAGGUCCUCAGUGGCUAGAUUUGCAGAAGACAGUAUGGGGGACAUAGUGA